ACCAGGGAAGAAGCAGUGUGUGAGCAGCAUAUUAACACAGAUUCUCUCUGUACUGUAAUAAGCAGUAGGUAAUUGUGGAGCCGAGGCAAUGCUGGUGAGUCCAACAUGUCUGUGCUCAACCCAACUCUUCUGCUCUGUGUGUAUGGCUUCUUUUCCAAUCUCCGGCCAUCGGAGCCUUUCCUCACUGCCUACCUCAUGGGACCAGACAAGAACCUGACAGAGACUCAGGUUGUCAAUGAACUCUAUCCAAUUUGGACGUAUUCCUACCUGGUGUUGCUGUUUCCUGUCUUCCUAGCCACUGACUACCUCUGUUACAAGCCUGUAUUGGUCCUGCAGGCCACAAGCUUAGUAGUUACCUAUGCUAUGUUGCUAAAGACACAAGGCAUGCUGGCCAUGCAGCUCCUGGAGUGUUUCUUUGGGCUGGCCACGGCCACGGAGGUGGCCUACUACUCCUACAUCUACAGCGUUGUGGAGCCGGCACACUACCAGAGAGUGACUGGUAUCUGCCGCAGCAUCGCUCUGUUUGGAUCAGCUGCUGGAUCUCUGAUUGGUCAGCUAUUGCUCUCUGUGGCCCAAGUUCAGCUGGUCCACCUCGUCAUCAUCACUCUGACAUCAGCCGCUGUGGCCUGUGUUGCUCCCUGGUUUCUACCCAUGCCCAAGAGAAGCUUGUUCUUCCACAAGAGUCCAGGACCAGCAGAGGAGAGGCCACGCACUUGUAACACAGCACUGUUGGAAAAGGCUGGGGAUUCAGAGAGUGAGUUGCCUCUAAACAGCCAGGAUGUCUCCACAAUGUCCAGGUCCUUUAAGACAGAAAACCAUUGCAGUGGUCUUUUGGAGGUGUUACGGAUACUGUUUGAUGACUUCGUGCAGUGCUACAGGUAUCAGCCCCUGCUUGCCUGGUCGCUGUGGUGGGCACUGGCUACGUGCGGCUACUUCCAGGUUAUCAACUACGCUCAAGCAUUAUGGGAGAACGUUCGUCCAUCCCACGAUUAUGAAAUCUACAAUGGCUACGUAGAGACACUGUCCACAGUGCUAGGGGCUCUGGCCGCUCUGCUGGUGGGCUACCUGCCUGUAUGCUGGGCUCUGUGGGGUGAGUUGGCUCUGUGUGCCCUCUCCCUGCUGAUGGCUGUGUGUGUGUUUGUCAUGGACACACUGAGAAACAUCUGGCUAUGUUACAGCUCAUACAUCCUCUUCAGAGCCACAUACAUGUUGCUCAUUACUGUGGCUACAUAUCAGAUUGCAGCUAGUCUCAAUAUGCAUCGCUACGCCUUGGUGUUUGGGGUAAACACCUUCAUGUCCCUGCUGCUGCAGUCUCUCCUCACAUUGGUGGUGGUGGACUCAGCUGGCCUCGGCCUUGACGUUUUCACUCAGUACCUCAUCUAUGGCGGCUACUUUGCUGUAAUCUCAAUGGUCUUUCUCUUUGCUGGGCUUUGUAAAUUGGCCUACAGGAGACGCUCCAAACAAGAGGAGGAGGGCCUGGCCAACAGCCAAGCCUGAGUUAGACUCUCCUCCAAUCGGGGACACCAUCUCAUGCAGAUAGGCCAUGCUGUACAUUAUUAUGAUAGAUCUUGUUUAGCUUCUCAGAUACUAACGCACCAUAGGUGAGUGAGCACAGUGACCCCACAAUGUGAGCUUCUCCAUAUUCUGUAACCACAUAGUUUUUUUCACUGUAAUUUUCUGUAUAAUGACUGCAGGCUACUUACUGUGGCUUUCCCUUCACUUAUUAAAACAACAUGGAUUAAUUAAAGUUAAAUUAAAGUGGCAGAAGAACAAGCUAACAGACACACAGCCCUGACAUACUAUAAUAUGAUUGUUAUGGCUGUCAUUUUAGAUUAGAGUUGGACAUGGUAUACACACUUUUAUUGUUGAAAUUUAAUGUUGGGCAGUCAAUGUCAGUGGGUUUAUUGCAAUUGGUGUAGUCAUUUGUUUCAUUGUGUGAGAAAAAGAGAGACUGAUCAAUGCAAUUCUUUAAGAGUGUUUUCACACCUACCUCAUUUGGUCUGGACUUUCGUAUUUUUUAGUUUGGUCUGAACCAAAAUUGCAGGUGAGAAAGGUGCCUCGGACCACGGUCCAUAUCAGAAGUCCAAAUUUUGGUCCGAUCAAACGAUCAUAUUGUUUUCAGUAUGAAAACACUUUUUAGAUGCAGGGCCGACUCUUGCUCUUUUGUUGCACUCGGCGACAUUGAGUUGUUAACCCUCUGAGCCCGAGACACUCGCCCACAAGUAAAAAAGUACCUCUGAUUUCAUAGUUUAAUAACUUUUGAACCAUACAAGCGAUUUACUCACUUUUGGUUUCGUUUAAAUCCUGACGUUUUCGGCUUUACGGCGGUCUUUUCCCUGUCUUUCUAGCCUCUACAGGGGAUUUUCUAUCCAGCCUGGAACUUCAGCCUCUUUGGGCUUUAAAUCCAUACUGUUAUAU
Messenger RNA from Etheostoma spectabile (orangethroat darter), 2418 nucleotides. It is a transcript of the gene slc19a2, whose product is annotated as solute carrier family 19 member 2. The record is from RefSeq and is a predicted model, not a curated record. Lineage: Eukaryota; Metazoa; Chordata; Actinopteri; Perciformes; Percidae. Gene Ontology annotation, biological process: vitamin transport; transmembrane transport. Gene Ontology annotation, molecular function: vitamin transmembrane transporter activity. Bases 106 to 1497 code for a protein of 463 amino acids. The transcript has 6 exons. Gene Ontology annotation, cellular component: plasma membrane.